Messenger RNA from Hordeum vulgare subsp. vulgare (domesticated barley), 1278 nucleotides. RefSeq names its product GDSL esterase/lipase At5g45910-like. Bases 52 to 1188 code for a protein of 378 amino acids. NCBI's taxonomy places the organism in Eukaryota, Viridiplantae, Streptophyta, Magnoliopsida, Poales, Poaceae. Gene Ontology annotation, molecular function: hydrolase activity, acting on ester bonds. The record is from RefSeq and is a predicted model, not a curated record. The transcript is spliced from 5 exons.
CUAUGUUGUCAUCGGGCCAUCUUCAACUCUAGCCAGGCCCGAGGAUCGAACAUGCAUAAAAUUGCAAAGGUUCUUGCCAUAUCUUGUAACUUAGCAAUGCUGACCAAGGCGGUGGUGCCCAUCCUCUUCCUCCUCACCGUCUCCCGCUGCGAGACCUCGCAGAGCUACGAUGCGAUAUACAACUUCGGCGACUCCAUCUCCGACACCGGCAACCUCUGCACGGGCGGCUGCCCGUCGUGGCUCACCAUGGGCCAGCCGCCGUACGGAACCAGCUACUUCGGCCGCCCGACCGGACGCUGCUCCGACGGUCGCGUCCUCGUCGACUUCCUCGCUCAGUUCUUCGGUCUGCCACUGCUUCCGCCGUCCAGGACGAACGGCACCGACUUCAGGAAAGGCGCAAACAUGGCCAUCAUCGGCGCCACCACCAUGAACUUGGACUUCUUCGAUUCUCACGGCCUGGGCAGCAGCAUCUGGAAUAACGGGCCUCUGGACACGCAAAUCCAGUGGUUCCAGCAGCUCAUGCCUUCCAUCUGCGGCGGCGCCAGUGAUUGCAUGAGCCACCUGAGCAAGUCCCUGUUCAUCUUGGGCGAGUUCGGGGGCAACGACUACAACGCCCCGAUCUUCGGCGGCAAGAGCCUCGACGAGAUCUACACCUACGUGCCACACGUCAUCAACAAGAUCACAAGCGGCGUAGAGACGCUGAUCGGGCUGGGCGCGGUGGACGUGGUGGUGCCGGGCGUUCUGCCGAUCGGGUGCUUCCCGCUGUACCUGACCCUGUACGGGAGCUCCAACCAGAGCGACUACGACGGGGACGGCUGCCUCCAGCGCUUCAACGACCUGUCCCGCUACCACAACCAGCUGCUCAAGCAGGGGAUCUGCAGCCUCCAGAGCAAGUACGCCGGCGUCAGGCUCAUGUACGCCGACUUCUAUACCCAGGUCACGGACAUGCUCCGUUCUCCACAGAGCUUCGGACUGGCACACGGCUUGAAUGUUUGUUGUGGCGCGAGCGGCCAAGGGUCCUACAACUACAAUAACGAAGCGAGGUGUGGAAUGCCCGGCUCGAGCGCCUGCAAGGACCCGGAGAACUACUUGAACUGGGACGGCAUCCACUUGACUGAGGCUGCCUACCGUUCGAUCGCGUAUGGGUGGCUCACAGGGCCCUACUGUGUGCCCGCUAUUCUGCAUUGAGCUACUGAUGGCUACGCGUAUUGUAAUAAACUAAUAAUUCUAGGGGAUGUUGUCGACUAGAUAAUAUAGUGGGGUGACGUUUCUGAUGGG